Messenger RNA from Capsella rubella, 1780 nucleotides. RefSeq names its product vacuolar-processing enzyme gamma-isozyme. NCBI's taxonomy places the organism in Eukaryota, Viridiplantae, Streptophyta, Magnoliopsida, Brassicales, Brassicaceae. The transcript has 9 exons. The record is from RefSeq and is a predicted model, not a curated record. Bases 111 to 1559 code for a protein of 482 amino acids. Gene Ontology annotation, molecular function: cysteine-type endopeptidase activity. Gene Ontology annotation, biological process: vacuolar protein processing.
AAGAUUCAACUAUUACUUUAAUACUUCGGCGCCCCUUUAUAUUUUUUUUUUAAAAAAAGAAGAAAAGAAAAGAUUCCUAUCAACAUCAUCAUCAUCACUCGGUGUCAACGAUGACACGUCUCACCGUCGGCGUUCUUUUUCUCUCGCUGAUUGCUCUCUCCGCCGCGAGGAAUGGUCCUGAUGAUGUUAUCAAACUCCCUUCUCAAGCUUCUCGCUUCUUCCGUCCUCCUGAAAACGACGCCGGUACUAGGUGGGCUGUUUUAGUCGCCGGUUCGUCCGGCUAUGGGAAUUACAGGCAUCAGGCUGAUAUUUGCCAUGCUUAUCAACUUCUGAGGAAAGGUGGAUUGAAGGAAGAGAAUAUUGUGGUGUUCAUGUAUGAUGAUAUUGCUAACAAUUACGAGAAUCCAAGACCUGGAACCAUUAUCAACAGCCCUCAUGGAAAAGAUGUUUAUCAAGGAGUUCCCAAGGAUUACACUGGAGAUGAUGUCACUGUUGAUAAUCUAUUUGCUGUCAUCCUUGGAGACAAAACUGCUAUCAAAGGGGGAAGUGGCAAGGUUGUGGAUAGUGGUCCAAAUGAUCAUAUCUUUAUAUUCUACAGUGACCAUGGUGGUCCUGGAGUUCUCGGCAUGCCGACUUUUCCUUACAUAUAUGCAAAUGAUCUCAACGAUGUUCUGAAGAAAAAACAUGCUUUAGGAACCUAUAAAAGCUUGGUGUUUUAUCUUGAAGCUUGUGAAUCUGGAAGUAUCUUUGAAGGGCUUCUUCCAGAGGGUUUGAACAUCUAUGCCACAACUGCAUCGAACGCCGAAGAAAGCAGUUGGGGUACCUAUUGCCCUGGAGAGGAACCUAGUCCUCCACCGGAGUAUGACACUUGUUUAGGUGACUUGUACAGUGUUGCUUGGAUGGAAGAUAGUGGUAUCCACAACUUACAGACUGAGACUCUGCAGCAGCAAUAUGAACUUGUAAAGAAGAGGACUGCACUUGAUGGGUACUAUUAUGGUUCUCAUGUCAUGCAAUAUGGCGAUGUAGGACUUAGCAAGGAUAAGCUCGAAAUUUAUAUGGGAACAAACCCUGCCAACGAAAAUUCCACCUUUGUGGACUCGAAUUCACUGAAGCUACCUUCAAGAGUUACAAAUCAGCGUGAUGCAGAUCUUGUCCAUUUUUGGGAAAAGUACCGAAAAGCACCAGAAGGUUCCUCAAGAAAAGCAGAAGCUCAGAAACAAGUACUUGAAGUCAUGUCUCACAGACUUCAUGUUGACAAUAGCGUGAUACUAGUCGGAAAAAUCUUGUUUGGCAUUUCGAAAGGUCCACAAGUGCUAAAUGAAGUACGGUCUGCUGGGCAACCGCUAGUUGAUGACUGGAACUGCCUCAAAAAUAUGGUGAGAGCUUUUGAGAGGCACUGUGGAUCGUUGUCUCAGUACGGUAUCAAGCACAUGAGGUCUUUUGCAAACUUCUGCAACUCAGGGAUCCAAAUGGAGCAAAUGGAGGAGGCAGCUUCACAGGCUUGUACCACAAUCCCACCUGGUCCUUGGAGCUCGCUUCACCGCGGAUUCAGUGCAUAAAUGAUAAAACCCUAAGCCCUCUUCACAUUUGUUUAUACUACCAAUCGUCAUAGCCAAACUAUUCUUAUUUCGAUUAGUACUGUUUGAAUCCAGUAUUCUCUGUAAAUUUCACUAUCCUUUCUCUGUUCAGUGUAUAAUCUCAAAUUAUCUAUUUGCCUUGUACAAAUGCUUGUAAAACUAAAGUUAAUGUAUAGAUUAUACUAUAGAAGGUUUGUUUAUAA